GGACUACGUUGAUGCCAGCAACCUACGAUAAGAUAAAGCACAAAGUUACUUAUCUCAUAGCAAAUGCGGAAUGGAUCAGUUUCACAACUGAUAUUUGGAGCAACUCCACCAAAUCAUGCUCCUUGCUCAGUUUUACAGCACAUUUCAUAGAAGGGCCUCGUAGGCUAAAAGUUAUUUUGGCAGCUAGCGUUCUGGAAACUGAUCAUACCGCUCAAAAUAUUUUUGCUGAUUUAAACAAAGUUAUAGAAGAAUACAACAUUCGGUCAAAAAUUCAUUUGGCGGUAACUGACAAUGCUGCAAAUAUGAGAGCAGCAAUGAAGUUGGGUAAUAUUAAAUGGUUUGGGUGUACGGCACAUACCGGAAAAAUAUUCAAGAUAUAUCACACAAAUGCCGAAAAAUUGUGGGACAUUUUAAGAGAAGUGAGCAGGCAUGUCGCUACUUAAAAAAAUGCCAAGAAACGCUUGGUUUGCCUAAUCAUUCACUAAUACAAGAGGUUGUUUGCAGAUGGAAUAGUACAUAUUUGAUGUUAAGUAGAUUAUACGAGCAGAAGGCUGCCAUUAAUUUAUAUAUAGCAGAACGUGGUUCUAUAGAAAUAUUGUCUGUUAGUGAAUGGGCGGAUAUAUCUAAUGUAAUAUCAGUAUUAAAGCCGUUUUACCAAGCAACUCUUGAUCUGUCUUAUGAGUCUACGUGUGCAUCUGUCAUAAUACCUUUAAUUUCCAUGAUUCAAAUUAAGCUCGAAUCUAAUGAUAACGACGGUGCUGAAAUUGCGAUGCUAAAGGUAAAUUUAAAAACGUCUUUAUCGCGGCGAUUCGAAUUUAUUAAGACAAAUACAGAGUUGCUUAUUUCCACACUACUUGACCCGCGUUUUAAACAAAAAUAUUUCUCAACCGCAGAAACUCGUAGAUGUGAAACUCUAUUGAAAGAACAAAUAAAUACAAAUAAAGAUUCGUUGGAAGUUUUACCAGCUGUUUCUCCCACUCGCUCCUCUGAAACAAUUCACACUAACAAUCUUUGGGAAUCUCACGAUUCUGAUAUAUUAUCUCAAGGUAUUGAAGUGAAAGAAGGUAUAUCACAAUUAAAAAAACAGCUUGAUUCCUAUCUUAAUGAGCAACGUAUUCCUCGGGAUAGUAAUAUUUUUGAAUAUUGGCAUCAGAGUCCAUAUUUUCUCUUGAAAAAAAUAGCUACCAAAUAUAUGUCAGCUCCGGCGUCAAGCGUUGCGAGUGAACAGCUUUUCAGUGCUGCGGGUCAGCUCUAUAGCGAUAGGCGUACCAAUUUACUCGGAGAAAACGCCAAUAAGCUUCUAUUUUUGCAUUACAAUAUUAAAUUAUUCAACUUUGACUAUUAAUUUAAAGACGUACAUAUGUAUGUACAUGCCU
Rhagoletis pomonella (apple maggot) is the source of this 1376-nucleotide messenger RNA. RefSeq names its product zinc finger BED domain-containing protein 4-like. Lineage: Eukaryota; Metazoa; Arthropoda; Insecta; Diptera; Tephritidae. The transcript is spliced from 2 exons. Gene Ontology annotation, molecular function: protein dimerization activity. Bases 335 to 1345 code for a protein of 336 amino acids. The record is from RefSeq and is a predicted model, not a curated record.